Messenger RNA from Macrosteles quadrilineatus (aster leafhopper), 411 nucleotides. RefSeq names its product prothymosin alpha-A-like. NCBI's taxonomy places the organism in Eukaryota, Metazoa, Arthropoda, Insecta, Hemiptera, Cicadellidae. Bases 1 to 411 code for a protein of 136 amino acids. The record is from RefSeq and is a predicted model, not a curated record. The transcript is spliced from 2 exons.
AUGGUCAGCAUUGAUAAGCUUUCAAAUGAAGCUAAGAAUGACUUGUCAGCCUUAAGAAGCUUAAAAGAUAAGGUUGACCUCAAUGAGGCCAUUGUCACUAAGGCCGAUAAAGAACAACCUGGCCCUUCCAACUGUCAACAACCAACUGAAGAAAAUGAUGACGGUACCAUACAAAACAAACAACCACAAUAUGAUGAAGAGGAUGAAAGUGAUGAUGAGGAUGAUUAUGGGGAUAACACUGAUGAUGAUGAUGAGGUGUAUAGAACCCAAGAUAGUAUCACUGAUGAUGAUGGAGGUGGUAAUGAAGAUGAUAAUGAUGAUGCAUCUGAUGUUGAAUUUUUGUUGGACGACCAUCAUGAAAGAGAACAACAAUUAAAUGAGACUACAGCUAUGGGGAGUGAUUUUUUUUAA